AUGGUGCUCGACGAAGUCGACCGCGAGAUGGUCGAGGCCGAGCGCCUCGCCUCGCCUCAGACCUACGGCCGGUCCAGCCAUGAGAUCGAGCGGGUGGCUACCGCAUCGUCCGCCUCGACGUCGACAACCUCAGACUCCAUCUCGAGGCGCAACAUUGGCAUGAGCCGCAUGUCUACCCAGCGCGACCUCGAGCGUCAUCCCACAGAGCUGAGCCGGAUCGCAACCCAGAGGAGCCAGCACAGCGGCACCGUCGGCCGCAGUCGCACGAGCCGCACAAGGAGGUCGUCUAAGCCUCUCCCCGAGUUCGGCGCCGGCAAGCCAUACCCCCCGCCGUUGCCGUCUCAAGAGGAGUACGUUGUUGAGUUUGAUGGGCCGGAUGACCCGCUGCAUCCUCAGAAUUGGCCGAUUAAGAAGAAGGUUCUUACUGCUGCUAUGUUGGGCUACACCACCAUGACCUCGGCUUUCACUUCAAGUGUCUUCUCAGCAGCCACACAAUAUGUUGGUAGGGAGUUCAAGGUAUCAUCCGAAGUUGGACUGCUAGGCGUAUCAUUCUUCGUAUUGGGUUUCGCUUUUGGGCCGACAUUGUGGGCCCCCCUUUCAGAAUUAAGAGGUAGAAGACUUCCAAUCGUCAUCGCCAUGUUUGGAUUUUCCGUCUUCUCCAUUGCCUGCGCGACUGGCAAGGACUUACAAACCGUCUUGAUCUGCCGUUUCUUCGCUGGAUUCUUCGGCGCGUGCCCUCUAGCUGUUGUCGCCGCCGUCUUCUCCGACAUGUUUAACAAUGCAACUCGGGGCAUUGCCAUAACUAUUUUCUCCAUGGCAGUCUUCACCGGUCCGCUCCUCGCUCCCUUUAUCGGAGGUUUCAUCGUCGAGUCGUACCUGGGCUGGCGAUGGACCAUGUACCUGGCCUCAAUCAUGGGCUUUGUUGCGUUUGGUCUCGAUCUGAUCUUCCUCGACGAGACGUAUCCGCCAGUUGUUCUGGUUCAGAAGGCCGCCGAGCUUCGCCGCAGGACCGGCAAUUGGGGAAUCCAUGCCAAGCAGGAGGAGGUUGAGGUUGAUCUCAGCGAGUUGAUCAACAAGAACUUUUCUCGUCCUAUGAGACUGCUCUUCUUCGAGCCUAUUGUCACUUUGCUAUCUAUUUAUAUGGCCUUCGUAUAUGGUAUUCUUUACCUGUUCCUGACUGCCUAUCCUUUCGUCUUCACGGGCGUUCAUGGUUUCAACGCUGGACUCUCGGGUCUGACUUUCUUCGGCAUGAUCACGGGCCAGCUUUUCGCAGGUGUUGCAGUGUUGGCCCAGCAGCCGUGGUACCAGCGCAAGCUUGCUGCCAACAACGGCAUCCCCAUUCCCGAGUGGCGUCUUCCCAGCGUCAUCGCUGGUGGAGUUGCGUUCUGCGGCGGCAUCUUCUGGUUCGGAUGGUCCGGCUACAGAGAGGAUAUCCACUGGAUCGUCCCCACACUCUCUGGUCUGCUCACGGGCUUUGGACUUAUGUCCAUCUUCCUCCAGGCGCUCAACUACCUGGUCGACGCUUACCUCAUGUUCGCGGCCUCGGCCAUCGCGGGCAACACCUUCCUCCGGUCCCUGUGCGGCGCCGGCUUCCCGCUCUUCUCGACCUACAUGUUCAACGGCCUAGGCAUCGAGUGGGCCUCAACCCUGCUCGGCUGCGUUGCCGCCGUGCUGAUUCCGAUCCCCAUCAUUUUCUACCUCUACGGCCACAAGAUCCGAGCCAAGAGCAGAGUUGCACCGACGUUCCCCAUGAUGCCUCAAGCCCCUCCCCCGCAGGCUGAGAGCGACGACACGGCAGCGACAGCGGAUCCGGAGAAGGAAGGCCCUGCUGCACCAAGCAGCAUUCCGCGAAAAGACGGAGACAAGGCUACUGAGGCUGUGUAG
Messenger RNA from Phaeoacremonium minimum UCRPA7, 1884 nucleotides. RefSeq names its product putative major facilitator superfamily transporter protein. The transcript has 4 exons. Lineage: Eukaryota; Fungi; Ascomycota; Sordariomycetes; Togniniales; Togniniaceae. Gene Ontology annotation, biological process: transmembrane transport. The record is from RefSeq and is a predicted model, not a curated record. Bases 1 to 1884 code for a protein of 627 amino acids. Gene Ontology annotation, molecular function: transmembrane transporter activity.